Molecule: messenger RNA, 426 nt
Organism: Ogataea angusta
Lineage: Eukaryota; Fungi; Ascomycota; Pichiomycetes; Pichiales; Pichiaceae
Exons: 1
Coding region: 1-426 (141 amino acids)
Source: RefSeq, a predicted model, not a curated record
AUGUCAGAUAUAAGACCAGUUUAUUCAACGGGUCGCGGAGGCGCAGGCAAUGUGGUGCACCAGUCGGCGGCCGACGAGGUUGUUGUGCCGCACGAGACUCGCAGCUCAUUCAAACAGGACGAACACGGCAAGUUCCAUUACCCCACAGGCAGGGGAGGUGCCGGCAACGUGACAGAGCUCGAGGCUGUUCCCAGCCCGCGCCAGGACCCUGCUGCCAUCAAAGAGGAGCUGAGCCCUGUAUUUUCUACAGGACGAGGCGGCGCAGGAAACAAAGUGCACGUCAAGGAGCCUACGACCAUUGAGCAGGAGAUGGAGCAGCAGUUGUCGCCCGUCCACACGACCGAAAGUGCGAAGAAGAAAGUCUCGUCGCCUGCCGGCAAGAGCAGCGGAGGCAUUUUGGGAAAACUCAAGAAAAUCUUUAAAUGA